Molecule: messenger RNA, 2346 nt
Organism: Dendronephthya gigantea
Lineage: Eukaryota; Metazoa; Cnidaria; Anthozoa; Malacalcyonacea; Nephtheidae
Exons: 6
Coding region: 1778-2218 (146 amino acids)
Biological process (GO): cell-cell adhesion
Cellular component (GO): phagocytic vesicle; protein complex involved in cell adhesion; cell surface
Molecular function (GO): polysaccharide binding; N-acetylgalactosamine binding; oligosaccharide binding
Source: RefSeq, a predicted model, not a curated record
UGUAUUCUAUUUGGCCAUUUUUGUUACACUUUCUUGAAAGCACAUCCGCACAUUGCAAAGUUUAUUGUUACAAAUCUGGUAAGUUAAAAUUCGGGCACACUGUAUAUAAUUAUAAAAUUCAGGCGAUUUUUUUGCCCCCCAAACGAAGUUGCGCCCGUACGCCUAUGUUUAUCAAAACACAUUUGCGCACAAAGGUGAAAGUUAUACCAGGCCACGCUAUUUUAAUGCUUGCUAUCUGUAAAGUAAUCUGCAAAUUCUGAAAGACAAAUCUGUUCAUGUGCACGUCGUACACAUCAAGUCUAACUCUCAUUGCAUGGUCACAUGUCGGUGAAAACGCUUUGUAGCGCUUUUAUUUAAAUAUUUUAGUUGGAAAAAUACAAACAUAAUCCAUAUUAAUCUUGCAAUUAUUAAAAAUGCUAGUUUUUUAGGCCCCCUUGUAUGAUCAGAAGAUUUAUACCGCGGAUUCGAAAAAAAACAGCGUCCUAUAUCUAAUCCACUUUAUUCUUAUAGCAAAUAAGCUGCAACAAAAUCAAAUGAAUUAAAUUGAAAUCACAGUUAGAUUUGUUCAAUUGGAGUGGUUCAAAAUUGCGAAUUGAAAAUCCUGCGUGCUUGAACAAUAGUGUAUAUAGUUUCUUAUAUAGAAAAUUCAGAAGUUACUUUUUGUAGAAAUUAUACAUCCAAUACGCUGAGUAUGAUAAAAUGUACCGGACGAAUUCGAGCAUAGUCCAAAAUUCGUUCGGUCCCGUGUGAACGUAGCCUAUAUAAAACAGUUAUGUAUGUCCAUAAAGGCGAAUUUCCCUUCUUCGAUCGCUUUCUUUUAGAUCAUGAAAUGUGUUGAGUCGAGCUAGCUCAUCUAAUAGCAUGAAUGGGAUCAGUUCGGUUCAUUGUCUGUAUUUCAAAGGUAAGCGAUCGCAAAGAGUCGAUCGCGCGACAUUUUUCACUGAAUGGAAAUCGGCAUUUAUUGUGAUAGUACUACGUUGAGUUACCAAACGGGCAAGCUAAAAAAUAGCUUGACCAAGAUUGGAAAUCAAAACCGCGACUUUCGGUUUGCUAACCCAAUAAGCGCUAUUCCUCUGAGGCAUUAGGUCAGGCCGUUUAAUUAAAUUAGUUACAGGAGCAUUGCAUAUCGGACUUCGGAUUCCCAACGUGGUGAAGCUAACUUUUUGCCGUGCUCAGUUGUAUUACUCAGAGUAGCUUGGGAUCAGCCUAGUAUCCUAUUACAAUACCAAUUCACACGAGUCUUACACACGCAAUUACUGUAAUUAUUUCAUUGCCAAUCACAUGCACACUUUUCAGUCAAUUUAUCAGAACACAUUCGCGUACAAAGAUGAAAGGUAUACCAGGCCACGCUAUUUUAAUGCUUGCUAUCUGUAAAGUAAUCUGCAAAUUCCGAAAGACAAAUCUGAUCAUGUGCACGUCGUACAAAAAUAAAAACAUAAUCAAUAGUAAUCUGGCAAUUAUUGAAAAUGCUAGUUUUUAGGCCCCCUUGUAUGAUCAGAAGAUUUAUACCGCGGAUUUAGAAAACUAAAAGCGUCCUGUAAGUAAUCCACUUUAUUCUUAAACACUUAGUUCUCCAGGUAUUUUUAAUCGCUCCCUAUUGUGUAUUCAACAGUACGUGACCUAGCCUCAAUUUUAAAUUUUUGUCGUUAUCAACUUCUUUAGAAAUUCAUUGUUUAAUUUAAACCGAUUGGAAAACAAACAUUGGCAUAGUGGGAGUAAAUAUCAGACAAGCUGGCUAGGCUAGGACCUGAAGAACUUCCAAACAACGAAUUAAAAUAUGAAGCUGUUUUUGGCUUACUUGGUUGUAUUGUUCGCAUUGGCCUUUGCUGAUAAGUUGGAACUCAAACGGACUGCUGAGUCGGAUGACAAGAACCGCUUUGAAGCUAAGGGCUUGGUGAGCAGCGAUGAGAUAAAAAAACGCGGUUACAUCUGUGCGACUUCAUGUGAAAGUGGGCAAGUUACGUCAAAAUAUUGUACCACCGCUGCAAAGUAUUGUUUCGGCAACGGACAGGUUGUUGAUGUCAGAUUCGGUACUGCAUUUAAAGCACCACCAAAGGUGACUGUUGGCCUUACCCGUAUCGACACACACAAAGAUCAGAAUGUUCGUGUACAUGUUCAAGUGGAAAGCAUAACAACUUCUGGAUUCAACAUAAGAUUCAAGCCAUGGGAUUAUUCUAUUACCUAUCAACUAGGCAUCAACUGGAUGGCCUGUCCUUGAAGACGAUCAAAAGCAAGCUGCAUGCAUUAGUUAAUCAACAAGGAAAUUUAGUUUAGACUUUAAGGAAUCAAGGCAUUUUGUGUUUAUGUAUUUUUCGAGUGUAAUUUGCAACGUUUAUGGCGAAUAAA